Messenger RNA from Syngnathus typhle (broad-nosed pipefish), 1609 nucleotides. RefSeq names its product COBW domain containing (gene zng1a). NCBI's taxonomy places the organism in Eukaryota, Metazoa, Chordata, Actinopteri, Syngnathiformes, Syngnathidae. Bases 178 to 1269 code for a protein of 363 amino acids. The transcript is spliced from 16 exons. Gene Ontology annotation, cellular component: cytoplasm. The record is from RefSeq and is a predicted model, not a curated record.
UAGGAACUUCCAUCUUUGGUGACAUUAUUACCCGGACUGUCAACCACGCUGUACACUGUUACGUCCUGACGUCAUACGCUCCGACACAUUUCUCGUAAAAAUAGUAGUAACUCCGAUUGCCGGUGUGAUCAGUGCUGCAUCAGAUCAUUCUGUCUGUUGCUCAAUGGUUUGAACGGGAUGGAGGAUGAGGACGAUUGCCCAGAAUUGGUGCCAAUUGACGUGCAGUCUGGUACACCUGCAGAGCAGAUCCCUGUCACCAUCAUCACUGGCUAUCUUGGAGCUGGAAAGACCACCCUCUUGAAUUACAUCUUAACAGAACAACACAACAAGCGGAUUGCAGUCAUACUGAAUGAAUUCGGUGAAGGAAGCGCACUUGAGAAGUCCCUCGCCGUGAGCCAUGCUGGAGAACUUUACGAGGAGUGGCUAGAGCUGAGGAAUGGCUGCCUCUGCUGCUCUGUCAAGGACAAUGGGCUCAAAGCUAUCGAGAACCUGAUGGAGAAGAAGGGCAAGUUUGACUAUAUCCUCUUAGAAACCACAGGACUUGCUGACCCAGGUGCCGUGGCUUCCAUGUUUUGGGUCGACGCAGAGCUCGGCAGUGACAUCUAUCUGGAUGGCAUUGUGACCGUCAUUGACGCCAAGUAUGGACUCCAGCAUUUAACAGAGGAAAAACCUGAUGGACUUGUGAAUGAGGCAGAAAGGCAGAUUGCACUCGCAGACCUGACAAUUAUCAACAAGACUGAUCUGGUGAAGGAGACGGAACUUGUUCAACUCCGAGAUGCAGUCAGGUCGAUAAACGGUGUGGCGAAGAUCCUGGAAACCCAAAGAUCAAGGGUGUCCCUCUCAGAAGUUCUUGACCUCCACGCUUUUGACUGUAAUGAUGGAGCAAAUCUUGCAGAGAAGCUGCACCUUGUGAAACCAAGCAGACCUCAUCUUGACAAGAGUAUUUUAACAGUGACCUUUGAAGUGGCGGGAAGUCUUUCAGAAGAUGCUCUGAAUGUUUUCAUUCAGGAUCUCCUCUGGGAAAAGACGCUGAGGAACAAAGAGGGGCAACCCAUGACUGUCAUCCGCUUAAAGGGAAUGGUGUCGCUGGCAGCCAAAGCACACCAAUUUAUGCUGCAGGGGGUCCACGAACUGUAUGAGCUGAAUGAGACUCCCCAGCUUUGGGAGGAGCAGUCGCGGAUCAACCGGCUGGUCUUUAUAGGGAGGAACUUGGACAAAGAUAUUCUCCAACAACAGUUCAUCUCCACUGUGCUACAAAGACACAAAUAAUUUGAAGUGCUUCUCCUGGAAAGCAGCCAGUCUUCUGAUUUUGGUCAAUCAAGAGAUUGAUUGAGCGUCAUGUAGGCACGGAAUAUAAUAAAGGAUACCAGAGGUUAGCUAAUGGUAAUGUAAAGUCCAGAGACUCCAGACAUUUUACUUUGAAAAGUGGCAUCUGAUUAUGCUGAUGUUUAUAUUACAAAUGUACUACGCUCAUGGGGUAUGCAGUACAAGUUACAAGUAACAGAUUACAAGACCGUAUUUUUAUUGACAUUGGAAAUUUCACUGUGCAAUGAAAGUCAUGUAUCUGCAACUAUUGUUUAUCCUCACAAUAAACAAACAAUUUGAUUUA